AAGGUUCAAGUGUUGAAGUGAAACUUAUCUUGUUGUUCAUACGAUACCUGUAAGUAAGCUGCAACGAAGGAAGAGCAGAGAAAUGGCGGUUGGGCAACUUGUUCCUUCGAAUUUGUUCCUCAAUCAUUCUGCUGCUACAACACUCAUACCCACUUCCACUCCCCCCAGACACAGACACCUUCUCUGUAUUUCUUCUGCCAAUCACACAACCGCAACCGAUAACGAUUCUCCAUUCUCAAGUUUCGGAAGAGUGAAGACUCUCCUGGUCCACAGAAGAAGAAAGGACCAAAGCCAUAGACGCGCCGUUCAACUUGAAGAUGAUAAUGAUGAUGAUAUAGCCCCUAGACCCAGACGUUCUCAGUCUCGGUCACGAGGAGGAGAAAGAUGGGAUAUGAUUCCCAAUUAUACUCCACAAAGCAAAUCAGCGACUGACACAAAGUUUUUCAGUCUAAAGUCCUUCAAAGAAAUAGGUUGCAGUGAAUAUAUGAUUGAAUCCCUCCAGAAACUCUUGUUGAGCCGGCCUUCCCAUGUACAGGCCAUGGCUUUUGCACCUGUUAUUAGUGGAAAGACUUGUGUCAUAGCUGACCAAAGUGGUUCUGGUAAGACAUUAGCUUAUCUCGCACCAAUCAUCCAGCUCCUUAGACUAGAAGAGCUUGAAGGACGUAGUAGUAAAUCCUCUUCACAAGCUCCUAGAGUCCUUGUCCUCGCACCCACGGCUGAGUUGGCUUCUCAGGUCUUAGAUAAUUGCCGCUCCUUGUCUAAAUCUGGAGUUCCAUUCAAGUCUAUGGUUGUCACCGGAGGUUUUCGCCAAAAAACUCAAUUGGAAAAUUUACAGCAGGGAGUUGAUGUCUUAAUAGCUACACCUGGCCGUUUCUUGUUCCUCAUCCAUGAAGGCUUCUUGCAGUUAACAAAUCUAAGAUGUGCUAUCUUGGAUGAGGUAGAUAUACUCUUUGGUGAUGAGGACUUCGAAGUGGCUCUUCAAUCCUUGAUCAAUUCUUCACCUGUAGACACACAGUAUUUAUUUGUGACUGCAACUUUACCAAAAAAUGUUUACACCAAAUUGGUUGAAGUUUUUCCUGAUUGUGAAAUGAUUAUGGGGCCUGGUAUGCACCGAAUAAGUUCUCGCCUUCAAGAGAUUAUAGUAGAUUGCAGUGGAGAAGAUGGACAAGAAAAAACUCCUGAUACAGCAUUUCUGAACAAGAAAACUGCACUUCUGCAGCUUGUGGAGGAAAAUCCUGUCCCAAGAACUAUUGUGUUCUGCAACAAAAUUGAAACAUGCAGAAAAGUUGAAAAUUUGUUAAAGCGUUUUGAUAGAAAAGGAAAUCACGUGCAAGUUCUACCAUUCCAUGCUGCCAUGACACAAGAAUCACGGCUUGCUAGUAUGGAAGAGUUUACACGUUCUCCAUCAAAAGGAGUCUCCCAGUUUAUGGUUUGCACCGACAGAGCAUCACGGGGAAUAGACUUCACAAGAGUGGAUCAUGUCAUACUCUUUGACUUCCCACGUGAUCCCAGUGAAUAUGUACGGCGUGUUGGAAGAACAGCCAGAGGUGCCAAGGGAGUAGGCAAGGCAUUUAUCUUUGUGGUUGGCAAGCAAGUAUCCCUUGCACGCAAAAUAAUGGAAAGAAAUCAGAAGGGUCACCCACUACAUGAUGUGCCUUCGGCUUAUUAGCCGGUGAAGUAGAAAGUUGAGUGAGUGCUUACUCUCAACUCGAAUGCUGAAACAUAUUGAGUGAGCUAGCAGCUGCUUAACCACUUCUCUCUUCCCAAACCACCUUAUUCAGAUCCAUAGUUUGCUUAUUAGUAACAUACGCAGAAGGUGGUUUGCACUUUGCAACACUUGUAGCAAAAGCAUGACCUACAUUAAUUAUCUACUUUCAAGUAUGAAAUGGAAGAUUGACUUAGGUCCAUUUUUUCCCAUCGUAGUUUGCAAAAUGCAAACAUUAACUCGUUUAAUUGUCAAUGAAACUAGCAAGACAAGAAGAAAAAAAAUGUGUCAAGAUUAACUAGUACUUCAAGCCUUUUUGUACUCUAAAAACGGGUAUCUAAAGAUCCACUAGUAUACCAUCAUCAUUUUAGUUCUUGAACGGUACUUAUUAGCCAACAAAUUGUAGUAUUAAUAAUCUUUUUUUAUAUUAGAAGUUAGAAAACAGAAGCGGUUCUCAUUCUUUCCACCAGAUAUUAUUCAUGUUCUCUAUUUUCUCUCA
Molecule: messenger RNA, 2204 nt
Organism: Glycine soja
Lineage: Eukaryota; Viridiplantae; Streptophyta; Magnoliopsida; Fabales; Fabaceae
Product: DEAD-box ATP-dependent RNA helicase 50-like
Exons: 5
Coding region: 83-1669 (528 amino acids)
Molecular function (GO): RNA helicase activity; nucleic acid binding; ATP binding
Source: RefSeq, a predicted model, not a curated record